CACCGAUCAACGCCUCAGCAGUGCCACCUGUCAGUGCCCAUCAAUGCCAGGUGUCAGUGCUCACCAAUGCCACCUGCCAGUGCCCAUCAGUGCCUCAUCAAUGCCACAUAUCAGUGCCUACCAGUGCACAUCAAUGCCACAUAUCAGUGCCCAUCUAAGCUGGCUUUCAGUGUCACCUAUCAGUGCCAGUCAGUUCCACCUAUCAAUGCCAAUCAGUGCCACCUAUCAGUGCUGCCAAUCAGUGCCACCUACCUUUGCCAGUCAGUGCUGCCUAUCAGUGCGCAUCAGUGCUACCUAUCAG
Molecule: messenger RNA, 301 nt
Organism: Staurois parvus
Lineage: Eukaryota; Metazoa; Chordata; Amphibia; Anura; Ranidae
Source: the annotation of a GenBank genome assembly